CUGCUGUUAACUCCGGCGUGUUGACCUUGGACGUUAGGUGCAUGGCGCAGUGACAGUGACGAGGGGGGAUCUCUGCUAAUUGUGGAUUAUUAAAACGCGUGGAUGCUUUUUGUCGGGAGAUGCUGCAGGUAUCUUGAAGUGAGAUGAUCCCUCGGAUGAAGCUGUGGAUGAGCAUCACUGCCCCAUUGAUGACCACGAGCACAACGGGUCGCAGGACGAGCUGCUACUGCUGCUACUGCUGCUACAUUCAUAAACACUUGUUUAGGACUCACAACAACCCCUGAGCUUUGUUUGUUUGGGCUCGUUUACAAACAAACAACAAACACACACGGAGGAGAGGAACACAAGCCCUUGCAAGUUCCCGUCGUGCACGUGGACGGAUCAUGGCGGAGGAAGGUAAAGUGAGUGUGGAUGAUCUCGGUGGAGUUGUCAGGCUCCGGGAGGAACAAGAGAAGGUGGUGAAAGACUGUGAAAGUCGGAUUCAACACUGGAAGAAGAUCUCCGGAGACUACGAGGCUGUGAACGAGCGUCUUCAAACUCUACCAGAUCAACUGUCGUACGACAUCAUGGUGCCGUUCGGCCCUCUGGCCUUCAUGCCCGGGAAGCUGGUGCACACCAACGAGCUCACGGUUUUGCUCGGCGACAACUGGUUCGCCAAGUGCUCGGCAAAGCAGGCACAGAAAAUCGUCGACCACAGAACGAAACACGUGAAGAGUGAACUCGACGUUCUAUCAAAGACAAUGAAAAACUUUGAAGCCAGAGUCGGCUUUGUGAAGGAUUUGGAAACCAUCUCAGCCAGAAAACAGGAAUAUGCUGAAAUCAGAGAAGAGGUCAGACACGAUAUUGCAGUCACCAAAGGAAGGCAAAGAGUAGCUCACAGGCCAAAUUCUAAGCCCAAGCUGGAAACCAUAUUGGAUUUAAAAGAGGAGGAUGAAGAGGAGAACAAGGAGGAGAGCAGUGAUGAAGGGAGCAGAAAGGGCAUCGUGACUGAGGAGGAGCUGUGGGCCAGACUGGAUGAACUAGAGAAGCUGGAGGAGCUGGAGGAUGAGCAGGACAGAUUAUCUGAUAAUGCAGAUAUGAAUAGCGAGGACACAUCUUCCUCUUCCUCAGAGGAGGACAAGGAGAAGGAAGGAGAUCUUGCUUCUCCUGUAAACGGAUUGAGUCCGAAGCCAAACUGGACCUCCGUCCCUCAAAGUACAGCGCCGCCCAAAGUGGAGCGGAAACAGGAAGAGGACGAUGAGGAAGAGGAAGGCCACUGUUUGCCCACCAUCUAUUUCACUCACACAGUCGAACCCAAGAAGGUGAGGAUAAACACAGGAAAAAACACCAUGCUGAAGUUCAGUGAGAGGAAAGAGCAGAAGGAGCAAUUAAAGAGGAAAAAGAAAAACGGACACAACAAUGGACUCUCCCAUCACGAGCUUCACAAAAUCACCACACCAGCAGACAUUUACAGGUUGUUUGUGGACGUGAAGAACGGGGAGCCCGUCCCCAGGAAGUCCAUCCUGAAGUCCCGGAGCCGGGAGAACAGCGUGUGCAGCGACACGAGCGAGAGCAGCGCGGCCGACUAUGAGGAGCGCCGGCUGGUCGGACGCAGCUUCAGCCACGACGAGGCCACCACCAGCGACACCAGCGACGGUGUCACAGAGGAGGACAGUCCGACGGGGGGGCCGCUGCACCCCCCCAGCAGAUUUGAGGCCUUUUCAGGUAUGGUGGUAGAGAAGGACCCGAUGACUUCAGCCGCGCCCCACAUGACCAUCGCUCCACCAGCACUGCCGACGAUACUGGAGAGGAGACAGGAGGAGGUGGCGCCCGAGGUCGCCCCCCCGCCCCAGCAGGCCCUGAAGAAGGUGUCCAAGUUCAAAGCGGCCCGGCUGCAGCGGACGUGACGAGCAAAUAUCCACACGUCAUAAUAACCUUUUAUUUUUUUUAUUAUUAUUUUUCCUUUUCUACUUUCCACUUGUCUUUGGUCCAGUUUCACCUCUAAUCAUACAGACAGCUUCUCCCCUUAUAUGUGACUCCUCUCGGGGGGGAAAUACUAAAUCCUUUUUAAACAAAUCUUGCUUGAUGUGUAACUGCUUCUCAACCUGCUCCCUGCGUUGGGUGAUUCUGUUGUUUGAACCAAUCACCGUCUGUCACUCCUCUGUUGAAUGACGCCAGUUUAGGUUUAACGCUCGACCCCCACUAGAUGAGCUGCCUUGUUUUGUUUCUUUUCAUUUUUCAAGUAAUGCUCUUUAAGUUGGCUCUAGCUGUCACUACCUUCACUUAACCUGCAUAAUGAAUGUAUCUUUUCCUUUGUGAUCAGCUUUAUGUAAAGACAAAAAAAAAGAAAGAGGAUUAUUGAUAGAAAUUCAAAGGAAAAUAAAUGAUUUUGGCAAA
Molecule: messenger RNA, 2376 nt
Organism: Platichthys flesus (European flounder)
Lineage: Eukaryota; Metazoa; Chordata; Actinopteri; Pleuronectiformes; Pleuronectidae
Gene: uri1
Product: URI1 prefoldin like chaperone
Exons: 11
Coding region: 384-1886 (500 amino acids)
Biological process (GO): negative regulation of transcription by RNA polymerase II; negative regulation of phosphatase activity
Molecular function (GO): chromatin binding; transcription corepressor activity; phosphatase inhibitor activity
Source: RefSeq, a predicted model, not a curated record